Molecule: messenger RNA, 2220 nt
Organism: Cavenderia fasciculata
Lineage: Eukaryota; Evosea; Eumycetozoa; Acytosteliales; Cavenderiaceae
Product: AB-hydrolase associated lipase region containing protein
Exons: 6
Coding region: 1-2220 (739 amino acids)
Biological process (GO): lipid metabolic process
Source: RefSeq, a predicted model, not a curated record
AUGUUAUUUGGGUUUAGAGUUUGGGUAGCUACUGUCCUAAGCACCUAUAUAGACAAGACACUUAUCUCUUUGAAUGAAUCGAUAAAAGCAUUUGUUCAAGAAUGUCUUUUUUAUCGACCUGGUUACCUCAGCUACUUUGAACAGAGAAACAGAAUUAAAAAGAGACCUCCUCCAUCACCAACUACACCACCACUUCAACAACCACCUUUAACUGUACCAUUGGGAAAAUACGAUACCAGCAACAGUAACAGCAGCAGUAACAAUAGAUAUAAUAGUAAUAACAGUGGAAUUCAUUCCAAUCCUCCAUUAAUUGGUCGUAGUAGUAGUAAUACUUCACAACAAAUCAACAACAACAAUGUAAAUAAUACUACAGUGAAAAGAAGAAAACCUAUGGGUAAAAGGAGAUCAACACCUUUUGUACAAUUAUUAAAUGACUCUGAUAGCAGUGGAGCUAGUUCACCCAACAACUCAUCCUUUUCAUUAUCGUCGACGGUCAACAAUAAAUCACAACCAUCUCAACAACAACAACAAGUAGAUGACAAUACCAACCAUUUAGCAUCAUCGAUGCCAUCUAUACAUUAUUCACCAAAGAAAGGAAUGAAACAAUCGGCAUCAACUUCAUCGAUCAAACGAAUAAGUAGUAGUGAAUUUUUAUCAUCAAUGAAACAUCAUCCGACUACUACUACUACAACACACAAUGCUGUGAAUGAAUCAACAGCCAAUCAUAAUAACCUCGACCGUCCAACAAACACUACUGAAAGAAAAAGAAAACAAAAGAAAUUAUAUUAUAUUAAUAGAGAUUUAGUACAUCAUCACGAACAAAUUACAACAGGAUUUUUGGAGGAUAUUAGAACCAAUAUAUUACUGUUUUUCGAUACUGUAUUUUAUUGGUUACGAACAUCACUUCAAUCACUUUUAAAUACUUUGGCAUCAUUUAAAAUUAGAAAUUUGAUUGUAUUGAUUAUUACCUUUCCAUUAUUUUUACCAUAUUAUAUUUUAACUAAUAUAUUUUUCAAAAAAGUAAAGGAUAUACCAAAUCGAUUGAUAUCAGACAAGGAAUUGGAUAUAAGAAGUGUAAAGGAAAUUAUUGAACAAGCAGGAUACCCUUAUGAACAAUACCACGUUACGACAGAGGAUGGUUAUAUAUUGCUUUUGGAACGAAUUCCAAACCCAAAGUCUAAAAACAUAUUGUAUCUUCAACAUGGUGUAUUUGAUAAUAGUUUUGCAUGGGUUGCAAAUGGACCGACUCAAUCAUUGGCAUUUGCAGCACAUGACCUUGGAUACGAUGUAUUCCUUGGUAAUCUUCGUGGUAACGGUGAAAGACUACACACUGAAAACAAUAUAUCGACCAAACAAUAUUGGGACUUUUCAAUCAACGAACAUGCAUUUUUGGAUAUUCCCUCAUUUAUCCAAGUGAUUAGACAAGUCAAAAUCAAAGAAUUAUCAAAAUUUAAUGAUAUUGUUUCACCUGAUGAUAUCAAUAUUUCAGCUGUUGCUCAUUCUAUGGGAGCAGCAUGUAUAUUAAUGUAUAUAGUAAUGAUGGGAAUAUUAAAAAAGAAUCAUCAUCUAAGUAGAGCCAUUUUAUUGUCACCUGCAGGAUAUCAUAGAAAGGCACCAAAGAUAUGUGAUAUCCUCGGACCGUUGAUCAACGUGUGGCUGUGGUUCUGUCCAAUGCAUGUAUUCAAGUUCCCAUCCGACACGAUUCGUGUGAUUAUCGCCAAGAUUUACCACGACGUGAUUAGCAAUACACCAACCAAGGAUCUAAUGGUAUACCUUGGCUCGAGAUUCCUUCUUGGGGGAGACACGAAAAACCAUCCACUCGAAAAGAUCCACAACUUGGCCUACAACACAUUUAGUGGCACAUCGGUCAAACUUUACAAACACUUUUGGCAAAUGAGAAAAGCAAGAAAAUUCCAAGCCUAUGACUAUGGUUCCAAACAAAAGAAUAUCAAUGUCUAUGGUACUCCAGAUCCAUUAAACUUUUUAGAUCAUUAUGAUGUAAUUAAUAUACCAAUUCACUUUGUCAUGGGAUUAAAAGAUAAUUUAAUUGAACCAGAGAAUAUUAUAAAACAUUAUGAAACUUUGAAAAAGUAUCAUCCGGAAUUAUCAUUCCUCAAGGCCAGUAAAAGCGGUCACAUUGAAUUCACCUUGGGUUUGGACGAUCAAAUUUUAUCUUAUAUUUUGAGAGUACUUAGUUCUAACCAAAUUACAACCGAUUAG